Messenger RNA from Triticum aestivum (bread wheat), 762 nucleotides. RefSeq lists its product as uncharacterized. The record is from RefSeq and is a predicted model, not a curated record. The transcript has 7 exons. Bases 1 to 741 code for a protein of 246 amino acids. NCBI's taxonomy places the organism in Eukaryota, Viridiplantae, Streptophyta, Magnoliopsida, Poales, Poaceae.
AUGGAGCGGGAGGGAGAGGGCACGAACCUCGACGGCGCCUCCAAGGAGGGGAACGGCACCGGCCGAAGUCCCUGCGUGCCGAGAGGCCAGCCAACCGCAUCCCCACCUCUCGCCCUUGCGCCACUUUUUCCGGUAAGAAGAAGAAGAAAUCUUUCUCUCGUGUCUUCUUUGGCUCCUCCUCCUCGCCAGUCGCCACACAGUCGUGCGCUCGUGUCGCUUUCCCUUUUCUUCCCCACCCACCAAAUCCUUCCCGUCGAAACUUCCACCUCGGAGUCCACCAAAUCCUCUCACCGUCGCCAACAACUGCUGCUCUGCUUUCCUUUGCUUCGUAACCAACCCAUCGCCCUCCUCCAAUCCCCGUCCCCGUCCACCCCAAUCCGGCCAGCCGCCGCCAUUCCUCCCCAUUCCGGCGGCCCGAACCGCGCAGGCUGCUUCGCGCGCGCGGCCGACGGGUGUGGAGGAGGAAUCCAGCGGCAUUGCCGGAUUCGGCUCGAGUCCAGUCGGAGGAGGUGUCUGUCUGACCGACAGGCGACAGGGUUUGGAGGAGGAAUCGAGCUGCAUUGCUGGAUUCGGCGGCACUCGUCGAGUUGGAGGAGGUGUCUGACUGACAGGCUUUGUUUUAAUCAAGCACUUCAUUUCCUGCAGUUAUAUAUGGAAAAUAGAGGGCCACCUAAGCUUUCUUCCAGACCUAGUUUUGGGCACCAACAGAGCUAUGAAGUAUUUUGUAUUCAGAUGACAUAAGGAGUAUUGAGUCUUGUAUAU